AUGGGGCGCCCUCAGCCGUUCUCGGUGUGCCAGUCGUGCGGCAACUGGGCGUACAACUUCCGCAUCAUUGCGAACGACUGCAAGUGCGCGAAGUGUGCCUCCGCCAUCGGUCUGUUCAAGCCGUCGCUCAGGGCGGCCCUCAAGGCGAAGUCCAAGGCGCCCUGGACCACCACCGUGCCAUGGGCCAAACAGACCCAGCAGGCGGACCCCGUCGAGCUGCUCCAGAUGCUGGCAUCCAUCCCUGCAUUCGCGGGCUCCCGUGAGGAGGCGAACUUCGCCGCGCAGAAUCUACAGAAGAAAGAAGCAGCACUCCGCCGUGCAGCAGAUGCCGUGGUCGCUGCCGAUGCGGCCCUCGUGGCGGCAAAGGGCGACAUGUCAGUGGCCAGCGUGGAGGCAGCCACCGCCAAGCAGGCCCACGACCAGGCGAUCGACGCCCUCUCGCGAUCCCUCGGCAAGAGCACGGCUCCACCUCCUGAGGGCUACAGUGCCGACGGGAAGAAGAUUCCGUUCGCGAUCAAGGAGACCGACAUCGACAACAUGGACGAAUUCGAUGAGAACCAGCAGAAGUCGCUCCGCGACCUCAAGAGCCAGAUGGAUCAGCACGUCAAGCAGGUCGAGGCGCUACAGGAGACGCUCCAGAACACGCUCAAAUCCAUCCUGGAGAUCCGCGAGGCCCCUGCCAAGCGUAUGCGAGGCGUGGACGGCGCAG
This is a messenger RNA of Prorocentrum cordatum, 709 nucleotides long. NCBI's taxonomy places the organism in Eukaryota, Dinophyceae, Prorocentrales, Prorocentraceae. The record is from the annotation of a GenBank genome assembly.